CAAUAAUCUAAACGUACAACCAAAAAUGGUUGUUGGAUUCACGUACCUUAACAACAUUGAGCCUUUCAAUAUAAGUUGGCACAUCCAUAUCAAGAUUCUCAUGGAAGCAAUAUACAAAGCAUACUGAAAAUGAAUCCGUACAACGAAAUGAUUCUUCGAAAGGCCUUCUCUGAUAUUUCUUUGGAGAUAAAACGAAAUAUAAGCGAUAAAGACGAGCAGGAACAAGACGGAGAGCUAGAAGUGAAGCAAGUGAAAUGUGAUUGUUGUGGUAUAGAAGAAGAAUGUACUAUGCAAUACAUAGACAAAGUUAAAGACUUGUAUUCAGGCAAUUGGGUUUGUGGUCUUUGUGCCGUAGUGGUCACUGAGAGAUUUCGGAAAGAGCCUCCUACAGCCACUGGGAUACAAGAAGCCUUUGACUGGCACAAAGGAAUUUGUGAUGCCUUCAAUUCUACUACAAGAGUGAACCCUAAACUCAAUUUCGCACGAUCAAUGAGAGAGAUCGCUAAACGAAGCAGUCAGAACAGGAUGUCCGACUUUUCGUUAGGUUCCAAAAUUGUUCGAACAAUCAGUUGUGAUCCAAGGCUCGAGAAUUGAGCAAUGAUAUAGAGCCUGAGAAAAGAAAAAAAAUUAUGUAGA
Arabidopsis arenosa is the source of this 636-nucleotide messenger RNA. NCBI's taxonomy places the organism in Eukaryota, Viridiplantae, Streptophyta, Magnoliopsida, Brassicales, Brassicaceae. The record is from the annotation of a GenBank genome assembly.